AUGCAAUCGAUUGUAUUGAUUGAAGAAGCUCUUGCAUGUCUUGAUGUAAAUCGACAAUAUACAUUUACUGUUAAUGUUAGUGGUGCACGUGGUUAUGUUGAUGCUCGUAUAAUAGCACUAAGUGGAGUGGAAGAAUCAUGCACUGUACAAGAUAUGGGUGAUGAUCAUUAUGCUAUUCGAUUUGUACCUAAAGAAAAUGGUAUUCAUUGGAUAUAUGUUCGUUUCAAUGGACGUGAUAUACCUGAUUCACCAUUUCGUAUUGUUGUUGGCCAAGCUAAUGCUGAUCCAGGUCGAGUAUUUGCUUCUGGUUCUGGUUUAUAUCAAGGAGAAACUGGACAAUCAUGUGAAUUUUUAAUUGAUACAACAAAUGCUGGUGCUGGUGCAUUAGCUGUUACAGUUGAUGGACCAUCAAAAGUUCAACUUGAUCGAUAUCGUGUUACAUUUACACCAACAGCACGUGGAGAUUAUCUUAUUUCAAUUAAAUUUGCUGGUAUUAAUAUUGCUGGUAGUCCAUUUAAAUGUACAGUUGGAGGUAAAAUAAGUAUUACGAAAUCAGAAGAUAAAAAUAAAAUUAGCUCAAGCUUUCGAUGA
Molecule: messenger RNA, 591 nt
Organism: Rotaria sp. Silwood1
Lineage: Eukaryota; Metazoa; Rotifera; Eurotatoria; Philodinida; Philodinidae
Source: the annotation of a GenBank genome assembly